CCCACCAACUAUUUGGAUGUUGGGACCAAAAAUCAGAAUCCAAUUGUUGUUGGUACGCGCCAGUAAGACACGGCUUCUGCUCUCUCCUCCUUCCUCAAUUGGCAGACCGGAGAAACUACGAAGAAGCUGCGUUUAUUUGUUCUUCUUAGCACUCUUUCUGUUUCUCUCUCUACCCAGAAAGAGUGCUAAACCUCUCUCUCUCUACCGGAAGGUACCUCCUCCUGACAUCUUCCUCAAAUACCUUACAUUUUGGCUUGUAUAAUUUCAAAAUAUCAUUGUAUCUCUUACAAUUCUCAACCCCUUUUCUGAAUUCGAUGUCUUUUUACCAAUUAGGCCAUUGCUUUGGCCAAACCCAUUUGAAACCCUAGACUUGUUUCCAUUCUCCGACUCUGGGUUUAUCGAUCUUCGUCUAAUCGAGUCUGAAAUUCAGAAAUUUAGGGUUGGAUAGGAGGGGGCAGGUAGAGAAAUCAUGAUAGAACCCAAGUGUUUUUUCGGGGCAAAAAAUUCCCAAUUUCGCGGGGUUUUCAAUGGAAUUUGUACUUUGGUUUUGUUCUUCUUAUUCUACAACCAGGACAGUUUUCUCAGAAACCAGUUUCUGGGCAGUUCGCAUUCGGUUCUUCCUCCUCGUUGGAGUUCCAAAGUUAAAGGCCUUGGUGAUCGGGUUGAUAUUAUUCGCAGGAGAAUUGCUGAAGUUAAUGUUUCUUCGUCGAAUUAUAGUGUAAGUGUUAAUGGGUCGGAUGCCAAUUUCUUAUCAGCGACUCAUCCCCAAUUCUGUACCGGCUUGUUAAAACACGAAGGUUAUCAGAGCAAAUGUGAGUUCUUAAUUACCCAUCCGGAGUGCAGUUCCGGUGGGUAUUUGAAUUACAUUCAUUUCUUCUAUUGUGACUGUGAAAAAGUUAGUAUUUUGGGGUAUGUAGUGUUGGCAAUAUGGUUGGCUGCUUUGUUCUAUCUAUUGGGUAACACUGCCGCAGAUUACUUUUGUUGUUCUCUGGAGAAGCUUUCUAGUCUCUUGAAGCUACCAGCAACUGUGGCUGGUGUGUCUCUGCUUCCACUUGGGAAUGGUGCUCCUGAUGUGUUUGCCAGCAUUGCUGCUUUUGUGGGGAAGGAUGCAGGCGAAGUGGGCCUUAAUAGUGUGUUGGGUGGAGCCGUCUUUGUUACUUGUAUUGUUGUUGGGACUAUAUCUCUCUGUGUGGCUGAUAGGGGGUUUCAGAUUGAUAAGAAAUGCUUUAUCAGAGAUAUAUGUUUUUUCCUCUUUACUGUAAUGUCACUUGCCUUCAUGUUGAUGGUUGGUGAGGUUACUGUUGGGGGUGCUAUAGCAUUUGUCUUGAUUUAUGUGGUUUAUGCAUUUGUGGUCGCUGCAAACGAGAUUCUGAGGAAACAUGUUCGGAAAUUAAGGUUGGAUGCUGUAACUCCGUUGCUACCGGUUAGAGGAAGUAUAUUUUCUCAGGCAAGUGACGAGGAUGAAUCAUCGGUAUAUGCUUCACUUCUUGAAUCUGAAUCUGACAGUGAGGUACCCCAGCUUCAAAGUAAGUUGCCACAGUGGAUGUGGGCUUCAAAUGUGGCAAUUUAUUCAAAUCAGAAUCUGAAGGCUAGUUCAGACAGCCCAAGGUCAUUGUGGGGUUGGAACGAUGAGGAAACAAUGGAGGAACACUCGUCCUCUUUUAAAUUUUUAUCACUGUUGGAGAUUCCAUUGACGCUGCCAAGACGCUUGACAAUCCCAAUUGUUGAGGAGGAUAGGUGGUCCAAAGGUUAUGCUGUUUCCAGUGCCGUGUUAGCUCCCAUUCUUCUUGUAUUCUUAUGGAACACCCAAGAUGAUGUGGGAUCUCUGAGUAAAAAGGUUGCGUACUUCAUAGGUUUUGUCUCUAGUGGUGUCUUUGGCGUUCUUGCAUAUCUACACACUCGAGUUGACCAACCCCCUCGCAAAUUUUUAUUUCCAUGGGUUUUGGGAGGAUUCUUUAUGAGUAUUAUCUGGUUCUACAUUGUUGCGAACGAGCUUGUUGCAUUGCUGGUGACAUUGGGCGUAAUCUUUGGAAUUAAUCCGUCAAUCCUUGGAUUGACUGUAUUAGCAUGGGGCAACUCGAUGGGUGAUUUAAUGUCGAAUGUAGCACUGGCAAUGAAUGGUGGAGACGGUGUACAGAUUGCAAUGUCAGGAUGUUAUGCCGGGCCUAUGUUUAACACACUUGCUGGUUUGGGGAUCUCAAUGCUGCUUGCAGCCUGGAACAAGAGACCGGAGCCGUUCAUAAUUCCCAAAGAUAGUAGCUUGUUUUAUACUAUGGGAUUUCUAGUAUUAGGGCUUCUUUGGUCACUUGUUGUGCUACCUAGGAAUGGAAUGCACCCUAACAAGAUCUUAGGACUCGGCCUUAUAGCAAUUUAUUUGAUAUUUCUCUCCCUUAGGCUAGGCACAUCAAUGGGAAUGCUGUCACUUGUAAAUGUUUGAGGAAUAAAUCUUGGAUUGGUAAUAGCAAAGUUGUA
This is a messenger RNA of Prunus avium (sweet cherry), 2472 nucleotides long. It is a transcript of the gene CCX4, whose product is annotated as cation calcium exchanger 4. Gene Ontology annotation, biological process: monoatomic cation transport; transmembrane transport. Gene Ontology annotation, molecular function: monoatomic cation transmembrane transporter activity. NCBI's taxonomy places the organism in Eukaryota, Viridiplantae, Streptophyta, Magnoliopsida, Rosales, Rosaceae. The record is from RefSeq and is a predicted model, not a curated record. Gene Ontology annotation, cellular component: membrane.